CAUCUACCAGGUUGUUGAAAUAUGGCCAAACAUCAUCCUGAUUUGAUCAUGUGCCGUAAGCAGCCAGGAAUUGCUAUUGGACGAUUGUGUGAGAAAUGUGACGGGAAGUGUGUGAUAUGCGAUUCUUACGUGCGUCCAUGUACACUUGUCAGGGUUUGUGAUGAAUGCAACUAUGGAUCAUUUCAAGGUCGAUGUGUCAUAUGUGGAGGAGUAGGAAUUUCAGAUGCUUAUUACUGCAAAGAAUGCACUCAGCAGGAGAAAGAUAGGGAUGGUUGCCCCAAAAUUGUUAAUUUAGGGAGUGCCAAAACUGAUUUAUUCUAUGAACGUAAGAAGUAUGGUUUUAAGAAAAGAUGAAGAUGGUGGAUUCUUCCGUUGUAUUUCUAUUAAAUUUUUUACUCGAUGUGUGCCAUGAUCAGAUAUUAUCUCAUAAGAUGAGAACAUGAGAAGUUGUGCAUGUAAACUUUUAUAUCGAUACAGUUAUUAUUUGUUUAGUUAGCAACUAUCAGUUAUUGUUUGAUUA
Cicer arietinum (chickpea) is the source of this 520-nucleotide messenger RNA. Its product is annotated as PHD finger-like domain-containing protein 5A. Gene Ontology annotation, biological process: mRNA splicing, via spliceosome. The record is from RefSeq and is a predicted model, not a curated record. NCBI's taxonomy places the organism in Eukaryota, Viridiplantae, Streptophyta, Magnoliopsida, Fabales, Fabaceae.